AUGACUUUAGACUCCAUGAUGGCUUGUUGCCUGAGUGAGGAGGCGAAGGAGUCCAAACGAAUCAACGCAGAGAUCGAGAAACAACUCCGGCGAGACAAGAGGGAUGCAAGACGGGAGCUGAAGCUGCUUCUGCUGGGGACUGGAGAGAGCGGAAAGAGCACCUUCAUCAAGCAGAUGAGAAUAAUCCAUGGGUCAGGCUACACAGAUGAGGAUAAGAAGGGCUUCACCAAACUGGUCUACCAGAACAUCUUCACCUCAAUGCAGGCCAUGAUCCGUGCAACUGAGACCCUCAAGAUCCCGUACAAGUACGAACAGAACAAGAAUAACGCCCUGGUGGUGCGCGAGGUGGACGUGGAGAAGGUUUCAUCAUUCGAGCAGCCGUACACCAGUGCGAUAAAGAUGCUGUGGGCUGACCCUGGCAUCCAGGAGGCCUAUGAUCGCAGGAGAGAGUACCAGCUCUCCGACUCAACCAAAUACUAUCUAAGUGAUCUGGAUCGUAUUGCUGAACCGUUCUAUCUACCAACCCAACAGGACGUGCUUAGGGUUCGAAUCCCAACCACUGGGAUCAUAGAAUACCCUUUCGACUUGCAAAGCAUCAUUUUCAGGAUGGUGGAUGUAGGGGGUCAGAGGUCAGAGAGGAGGAAGUGGAUCCACUGCUUUGAGAACGUCACCUCCAUCAUGUUUCUGGUGGCGCUCAGCGAGUACGACCAGGUCCUGGUGGAGUCAGACAACGAGAAUCGUAUGGAGGAGAGUAAAGCUCUGUUCAGGACCAUCAUCACAUAUCCAUGGUUUCAAAACUCCUCCGUCAUCCUCUUCCUCAACAAGAAGGACCUGCUGGAGGAGAAGAUCAUGUAUUCUCACCUGGUUGACUACUUCCCAGAGUUUGACGGCCCCCAGCGGGACGCCCAAGCGGGUCGGGAGUUCAUCUUGAAGAUGUUUGUGGACUUGAACCCAGACAGUGACAAGAUCAUCUACUCCCAUUUCACAUGCGCCACCGACACGGAGAACAUCCGCUUCGUCUUCGCCGCCGUCAAAGACACCAUCCUGCAGCUCAACCUCAAAGAGUACAACCUGGUGUGAAAAGAGGAAUGGAAAAAGAGAGAGAAGGAGGGAGAGAGAGAGAGAGAGAGAGCAAGAGACCUGCAGACCCCCCUCCCCCCCCACACACACACACACACACACACACACUCACACAUAAUGCAGAGUCCACCACUAGAAACACACACAUCUGCAUGAAACACACUGCUGCUCAAAGAGUUAAGCAUUGCUUCAUACUUUACCAGACCAACACUAUCCACGUUCUGUCCACUCAGCUCCUUGGUUGUUGGUUGGCCCAUUUUUUAAAAGAAUGGUUUUGUGGCUCUAAUAAUUGCUCCUCUUGUACAAACACAAGUAUAACACUCCCUCCAUUUGUCCCCGUCUCUUGGGGGUUUUUGGUCUGCUCGUUCAGGCCUGGGCAUUGCUCACGUUUUCUUUCUUUACACUACAUUAUCACCCGUGCUUGUGUGUUGGAGGUGGGUAGAGGGCCUUCUCUGGGCAGACUAAGCGUUUAUGGACGAAGGGCUCUCUCCCCUUCUUCUUAUUUAACCCAUGCAUGCUCUACACUACAGCAUGAGGCCAGGCUGCAGACCCUGCUCCUCUAAUUAUGAUGAUAGGAAUAUAUUAUCAGGCAGUGCUGGGGUGCAGUGAGGUACUUGGUUCCCCCCUGGGUCUUGAAUUGUGUAUUUUUUUUUUUGCCCCCAAAUCAGAGCGCAGAAGCUCUGUUGAAUGUAAAUUAAGUUUUCACGCUGCUCACACAGAGUGAGGGCUACACAGAGAUGACUCUCUGUAGACUUUCAAUAUUUUCAUCUUGGUUAUAUUAUUCCUGCUAUUGUUCUCUAAUUAAAAGUAAAGAUGACUACUCAAAGGAAACGUGCAUCGUGAAACAAAAGAAUUAACACUACCGGUAUUUACUUACUGUAUAUCAACUCCCCUGUCGUUUUGUAUCACAUUGCCAAAUUAAAACCACCUACUUUUGUUUCUGUAAAUAUAAUUACGUUGCCAGUAUCUCGUUCAUCCCUUAAGUGGUUUCAGAUACUAACAAAACAUACUGGUAUCGCCAAAAUUAAGUGCUUAAAUAAUUAAGUGGAUCAUUCAGAUGUUGACGGCAUAACAACUCACUCCGUGUGGCAUUUCUUCAUGUCGGCUGUCGUCUGAAUCACACACGUAUUCGUACUGUGAUUUAUUUUUUGUUCCCCUUUGACGGUGAGAAUAAUCUUCCUGUGCACAACGUGCGAAUGAUACAGAUUAGUGCAGUGCAAUAGUCGGUUGUAGAUAAAAGUUUUUGCGCUGCCAGUUGGUCUUGAUUACUCAUAUGGCUUCUCUCCCUAAUCGACUUUAUUUCGCCAUAUUAUUCGGCCAACAUUUGAUGAACUGUAACGGAUAGCGAGAGAGUAAAUAGUUCUUUUUUUGUAUGUCUAAUUUAUCAAUCAGAUCUACGUGUUGUUGAUACAGUAAAUGAGACUUCCUCCCUAGUUUCAGCUCAAACGUUUUUCCAACCGAGGAGACGGGAGGAGAUUUUAUACUGCUGUAAAAUAUCAAAACUAUUUUAUGGACAAGUGUUCUACCUUUCUAAUGAUACUUCAUAUAUUUAGUUGUUGCAGUUCUGUUUUGAAAAUGCUUGACAAUGGAGAAAAAAAAAACACUGUUUCCAUGUCGGGUUUGUGCUUUAUGCAAAUAGGAAAAUGAAACAAAAAACUUAGUGGUUGAAUAUUUACUGUUUCAAGGAUGCUUGCAUUAUUUUUUUGUAAUUUUGAAGGGUAUGUGUUGGCUAUUGGUACCAAUCCCAUAUCUCGUGUCUCUUGCCUGGUAGUUGUUUAAAUAUUCCAUUAAGCUGAUAGAUGGCUAUUUUUGUCUUCACAAUGUAAUUCAGGUAAGUUUUCAUAACUUUUUCAUCACAAGGGCUACUACUAGCAGCUUUGGUAGAAAUGAAAUGACUCUAUGGGCGGCAUAGAGCAAAAGGUGCAAUUAAUUAACGAGGGGGGAGGAGGUGGGGGGGGGGCCGAAUCAAGAGUGUGUUGACAUCCUGUUGAGGGUGAUGGCCGCAGGUUCAGUGAGGGAGGAAUGCAGCUGUCCACAGAUGCCUACGUGACGUUCCCGAGGGAAGUCUGGCGGCUGUUUGGCUCUUUGUUCACUAUCUUUUUGCCUUUUUAGAGGAGGAGAAUGGCUCACGUCAAAAAGAAGUGGGGUUUCCCAAGGUGCAAUAGCACAUUUAUAGCGUCCUGGCUGUCGCGAAUCUAACCAUCCUCUUGAAUUAUGUGCUGAUCUUCUUAGCUUUUUAUAUUUUUCCACUAUGUGGUUAUGCAUAUAUCUUCUCAUUGGUAGUGUUUCCAUGUUGGCUCUGUUGGAGGGGAGUGCUCUGGACUUUUUGGACCUUUUUGUUGCACAUUGAAAGAGCUGAAACGGUCAGAUUAAACAUCAAAUACAUUACUACACAUCUUUGCCAAAAGGUUUACAAAUUUAAAAAAAAAAUCUUAUUUUCUACAGAAAGCUGAGUUUUAGGGGAAUCCACUCACCCCGUGUAUUACUUCGCCUUGAUUUUAAUCACAUGCAUCUCUGGUGCACAUUGUAUUGAUAAAGCCAUUAUUGUGUAUGUUAAGACUUCCUGAGACACUAAAUGAAGAAGGGAUGUGUAUAUUUCUGCUAAGUGCCAUAUUUUUCUAUGAGUUGAAACAAUAUUGUAGACGUUGCGAAAGCUCUGACUUUGUUAUUUCGGCUUGUUUUUCCAGCAUGUAUUGGUAGUGGGUUAAUCUUCGGUGCUUCAGCCAACAUUUAAAGGCCUUUUUCUUGACCAGUUUGUCCCGUGUAUUUAGGGCGACGCUUUUCACACUCGCUCGCUAACAGAAGUGAAUUUUGUGGGUGUCACAUUUCAGUUUGAAAUUAAGAGCUUAUGUGUGUUGAUAUGUGGAUGAAUAGGCUGAAUAGAUUGAGCUUGGAAAAGGAGUAUUGUGUUCUGCUUUUCUGCUGGGAUAACAUGGUGAUGUCCAUGUGUGUUUUUAAACUCCUCAGCUUGGCUUUCAGGAAGCAUUCCCCUGUACUGUUGCUUUCCACCUUAAGGGCAGGUGUGUGGGGCUUUUUUUUUUUUUUUUUUUUUUU
Messenger RNA from Sebastes umbrosus (honeycomb rockfish), 4134 nucleotides. Its product is annotated as guanine nucleotide-binding protein subunit alpha-11. Gene Ontology annotation, cellular component: heterotrimeric G-protein complex. The record is from RefSeq and is a predicted model, not a curated record. Gene Ontology annotation, biological process: phospholipase C-activating dopamine receptor signaling pathway; action potential; adenylate cyclase-modulating G protein-coupled receptor signaling pathway. The transcript has 7 exons. NCBI's taxonomy places the organism in Eukaryota, Metazoa, Chordata, Actinopteri, Perciformes, Sebastidae. Gene Ontology annotation, molecular function: GTPase activity; guanyl nucleotide binding; G-protein beta/gamma-subunit complex binding. Bases 1 to 1080 code for a protein of 359 amino acids.